AUGCCUAAACGCCCUCCUCCUGUACAGGCGAAGGAAGAGUCUCGUUUUUUGACCGUCGUACACCCGUACCCCGCCCACGCGAACAUGGAGCUGGAGGACGCCCGCAAGAACUUCACUUACUGGAUCGCGGCUUGCAUCGGCCAGGAGAACAUCCUGGCGUUCUUUCACAAACCUCUCGUACGUCACACUCUCUCAGAUGUCAGUCUGAUCAACCUCAUUGUUCUCUAG
Messenger RNA from Sparassis crispa, 228 nucleotides. RefSeq lists its product as hypothetical. Lineage: Eukaryota; Fungi; Basidiomycota; Agaricomycetes; Polyporales; Sparassidaceae. Bases 1 to 228 code for a protein of 75 amino acids. The record is from RefSeq and is a predicted model, not a curated record. The transcript has a single exon.